Hyaloscypha bicolor E is the source of this 1344-nucleotide messenger RNA. RefSeq lists its product as uncharacterized. The transcript has 2 exons. The record is from RefSeq and is a predicted model, not a curated record. The coding region runs from base 381 to 1187 and encodes 268 amino acids. Lineage: Eukaryota; Fungi; Ascomycota; Leotiomycetes; Helotiales; Hyaloscyphaceae.
CGGGAUUAUCCAUUGUUUAGUUUCUCCAGGUCCGCUCUCCAAGGGCCACGAUUUGUCGAGGUCUGGUGGCUUGCGCUAGGCGUCCAAUCCAUCUGACGCCACAUUUCAGUAAUUGCAGGGAUACUCGGGCUUUUCUCGCGCACCUCGCUCCCGCCUCGCGGGCUGCCAAUCAAAACCCUGAUGAAGUGGAGGGACGAGGCUUCGUACGGCGCGAGGCCGAACCGACGAUUAAAUAUAUAAGGGCUCGAAAGCUCGAGGAUAAUUCUUUCAUCACAUCACAAUUCAUCUUCACAAGCAUCUCAAGAGUCUUCUACUUUCAACCUCCAGACAACAGUCCUGAAAAUAUAUCUCUCCAGAAAGCCCAAAAGAGGAGAUCCAUCAUGUCGACCUCUACCCAACCCAAGCAAACCAUCCUAUGCCUAGGAGCAACUGGCGGCUGCUGCCUCAACUUCCUCAUCCGCGCCUUGCAAGAAGGCCACACAGUCUCAGCUCUCGUCCGAACCGAGGCUAAACUCGUCAACCUCCUCAAAGAAAAUAAGGUCUCAGAUGACCUCCUCAAAAACCUGACAAUCGUCCAAGGAAACUCCAAGAACGAAGCCGACAUGGCCAAAGCUUUGCAACUCAACGGACAAGUCGUAGACCUUGUCAUGUCUGGCAUCGGCGCCGUCCCGAAAUUCAAGAACCUGAUGCCGACGAUUGAGGAUCCGACGAUUUGCGCCGACACGAUGACCACACUUUUCAAAUCCUUAACCGCAAUCCGAGAAUCCUCCCCGAGCAGUUACAAGCGUCCGAUUCUGGUGGGGAUCAGCACUACAGGUAUCUCUGAGUUCGGGCGCGACCUUCCGCUUGCAAUGAUACCCGUUUACAAUGUGCUGGCCAGUGUACCGCAUGCAGAUAAGAAGCUUAUGGAGAAGCUGAUUAAGACGGAAGGGAAUAAAGAGGGGGGCUUACUCAGUGGCUGGGUUAUUGUCAGAGCGAGCUUUUUGGAGAUGGGGACUAAGGAUGUGGGGUGGGAGAAGUUGAGGGUUGGGGUCGAAGAGAAUGGCAAACCGAUGCCGAAGAGUGCAAUUGGGUGGACGAUUUCUAGACCUGAUGUUGGGCGGUGGAUUUAUGGGGCUUUGGUGCAGGAUAAGGAGGGGAGGAUGAGGGAGAGGUAUCUGAAUAAGUGUGUGGGGAUCACUUCUUAGGGUUACUUUCUUGUCUUUGCUCUUGCGAAUCGUUUUUCCUUCUUGUUAUAUGUACUAGAAAGCGCUGCUCUUAUACCUUGUACUACUACCUAGCCUCUCAUCGUAAUCAUAGGAUACACCCUUCACUGGACCCCUCUUCAAGGCCCUUCCCCUACUU